AGUCAUUAAUUUAGAGGAAGGUUUUAAGGCAAUGCAGGAGUCAGUUUGUAAUUUGGACAAUUGGGGAGAGGACGAAUGUCAUCCUGAAGAUGCACCAUGGACUCAACCACUUUUAUAUAGUGAGAGUGAAGAUGCUAAGGAGUGGUCUGAGUUCUGUAAUAACUUUAAGGAAGUUGGUCCUGGUGGUCCUUCUGUGCGAGGUGACCGAUAUGAAUUUGGUGACCAAGAAGGCAGUAGUGAAGACGAUGGAUACGAGCAGUUGUUGGAGACGGACGAUGAAGCAAAAGCUGCAGAUAAACUAAAAAUUGAGAAUGAGCUGUUGACCUUUUACCCUGAUUUUCUUACGAAUGUACUGGAAGAGGAUAAUGGUAGUGAAGUGGUCAAUGGGUCUUCAGUUGAUCAAUCUCUUGAAAUUCCUAAUGGGCAUCGAGAGUGGUUUUACGACUAUGAAGAUAUUUUUGGUGAAGACCUGUUAGAUAACGAAGAGUUAUUUCCUGAAGAUGCAGGGGAUGAACAAGUUGUAGAACCAGGUUUAGUUGAGGUGGGCACACAAUUUAGCGAUAAGAUGGCAUUCAAAAGACACCUCAGAGCUUACUGUGUGCAGCAUGGAACUCAGUAUAAGUUGAAGAAGAGUGACAACUUGAGAAUCAGAGUUGUAUGCAAGUUUUCUGGACCGCCAAUCAAUUGUGAAUGGUUUAUGUAUGCCAGAAAGCUUCCUAAUGAACCUACAUUCAACCUUAAGGGUUUCUCUUUGGAUCACACCUGUAUUGGAGACCCACUAGGGAGAAAUUCUUCGGCUAAUCCUGAAUUUGUAGCUCAAUGUGUUAUCGAGAAGUUGAAGACUUCAACUUCAUCUGUUUUACCUAAGCCUGCUGAGAUUGCAAAUGACUUUUGGACAAGCCACAACACUCUAAUUCCAUAUCAUGUUGCUUGGAAAGCUAGAAACAUUGUGUUGGAGAAGAUCAACGGAAGCUAUGAUGAGAGUUAUAAACUUAUUCCAAGUUUGUGUGAGAUGAUUAGAAGGACUAACCCCGGCUCCGUAGCAAAAUUCACAUAUGGAAGGAAUGAUAAUUGCUUUGAUUCUGUGACGAUAUGCUUUGAUGCACCUAUGAAGGGUUUUAUAAAUGGUUGUAGACCAAUUGUAGGCUUGGAUGGCUGCCACCUCAAGGGGAAGUAUGGAGGUUGUUUACUUUCGGCUACCUCUCUAGAUGCUCAGAAUGGUUUGGUGCCUUUAGGCAUAAUGAUAUGUAGGAAUGAAUGUUUUGAGAAUUGGUAUUUAUUUUUGAAAGAUCUUAAACCCAGAUUAGUUGAUCAUAGGUUGCAACUGAACUUCAUCUCUGACAGACAAAAGGGUCUGUUAGAAGCAGUAGCUCUACUGUUUCCUGGAGGAUCACUAGUUGAUUAAUGGGGAAAGCGUUUAUCAUUAGUUUCAGUUUU
Papaver somniferum (opium poppy) is the source of this 1437-nucleotide messenger RNA. RefSeq lists its product as uncharacterized. The coding region runs from base 32 to 1405 and encodes 457 amino acids. The record is from RefSeq and is a predicted model, not a curated record. Lineage: Eukaryota; Viridiplantae; Streptophyta; Magnoliopsida; Ranunculales; Papaveraceae. The transcript has 4 exons.